AUGGAGUAUUUGACUGCUCCUCCUGGGCAGAAAUGGAAAGGGGAGAUUAACUACCUCUACAGUAUCGCCAACGCCAACUGUGCCGUUCCCCCUGGCCCCCGCGUGUGCGCUCGUGUGUCCUGCUCCAACGGUGCCGGUAUCUGGCUUUGCAACGACAAGACAGUGCAAGUCAACCGUCGGUGCGGCAACAUCCCCGACUAUGUCUACAGCAUCUUUUCCCAAUGCAAGGAAUAUGUCUGGGCCGGCCAGUGCCCCAUUCGUGGAUGCUCCUACCCCGAACCGGGUUGGUGGUACUUCAGAGGCCAGCAGUUUGAUACUGAGAACUUCAAUGUCAUAGUUGGAAAGGCCAGCUGCUAG
Colletotrichum truncatum is the source of this 357-nucleotide messenger RNA. RefSeq lists its product as uncharacterized. Lineage: Eukaryota; Fungi; Ascomycota; Sordariomycetes; Glomerellales; Glomerellaceae. The record is from RefSeq and is a predicted model, not a curated record.